Messenger RNA from Cornus florida, 345 nucleotides. RefSeq lists its product as uncharacterized. The coding region runs from base 1 to 345 and encodes 114 amino acids. NCBI's taxonomy places the organism in Eukaryota, Viridiplantae, Streptophyta, Magnoliopsida, Cornales, Cornaceae. The record is from RefSeq and is a predicted model, not a curated record. The transcript has a single exon.
AUGACAAACAAGUUUUCUGAAGAAAUGGCUGCAAACACUCCCAUUAAGGUAGGCACGCGAGGCACUGUUGGAUCGCUUGUCAUGAAGGAAAUUGAGUACUUCAGCAGGCUCCAGUUAGACCUUAAGCCUCGGGGGCAAAUUAUGGACAUGGCUUCUAGCAGUGGGAAUUUCUGGCCUAGCUUCGGAUUCUUGUCAAUGACAUGGAGAAGAAAGAAGAGAAGAAGCGGCAGGUUCCUGCAGAACAUCUGCUCCGCGGUUGAAGUUGCAGACAGCCAUCGGCUGAAUGGGGUUCGAGGGUUCAAUUACAUGAACCUCAAAGCUGACGUGAAGAAAUUUGAGGUUUAG